Molecule: messenger RNA, 1134 nt
Organism: Fusarium fujikuroi IMI 58289
Lineage: Eukaryota; Fungi; Ascomycota; Sordariomycetes; Hypocreales; Nectriaceae
Source: RefSeq, a predicted model, not a curated record
AUGUCACGACGACUCAUUACUGCUACUGGUGCUCAAAAUGUUGUCAAAGAGCCGGAUACAGUCUGUGUAACGUACCUAUCUACUUAUCUUGUCCCUGUAUUGUCGAAUGCUACGAGUUCUGUGCCGACAGAUGACGCGAACAAUACAUCGCGGACUCUUGAUGAUUCCUUGACAGCUUCUGCGACAUUUGAGUCUGACACUGAUCCGUCUCUCGAUCUGACUGAGACUUUUCAUCCCUCUCAGUCUCUUUCUGAUGACUCCAAUGAGCUUAUGACAACAUUGCUUACCACCAAUACGGGUCCAGCGGACUCGGAUCCCACGACAGCGCCCAGCCCCGACCAGCUCGUUGUCUUCCGCAUCGUUCCAGAUACUGAUAACUCAAAGCUGAGACGUCUCAAGAGAGCACUUGGGGGCUUUGUAGGCUCUACCUCGGAAAUAUGUCAAGAUGCUUCUGCGUUUAGCCUCUCUGACGGUCGCCUUCUUGACGACGGGAAACCGAUUUACUACAACGGCGAAGACUUCAAGGAACUGCGAGGUCAACAGGCGACACCACCUCUUGGGUCUGUUGAUACAACGUUUGCCGCUGAUGGUGGAUUCCUUCGGUUUCGUAGCCCCGAUCUGCCGAAGGGCGAAGCAGGCUUCUGUCAGAGCCCAGGAACUGGUCAGGUCUCCACCACCUGGCUGCGUCUCAGUCAGGCUAUCAGUUGUUGGAGCGCUGUCCCUACGUCAACCGAUCUACAGACGCUGCAGUCUACGGUGAACUCUAUGGCCACAUCCACCCCUUUCCGUACAGCCAUUGCUUCUGUUCCCGAAAAAUUCCUCCGACUUCACUUCGCCCACGUUACGAGUCUCAUUCUUCCGUCUCUGGAACCUACACAGACACCACCUGCGCAAACGAGUUCUUUUCGCUUUUCUAAUACUUCAACCAAUGCGUUCCCUACGGUGCCAAUCGAGACAUCCGAAGACCUGACUUUCACAAAUAUUCCUGGUGUUACAUUCGCACCAUCAGAUGAAGCAACGACAGCUAAUGUCUUACCCACUAGCGUAUUAUCUUCCGAACCACAGCUUACCACCGAGGACGCAACAUCCAGCUUCCCAGAGGCCACAACACUUAUGAACUAUUCAGAUUCGUGA